Messenger RNA from Funneliformis geosporum, 182 nucleotides. The record is from the annotation of a GenBank genome assembly. NCBI's taxonomy places the organism in Eukaryota, Fungi, Glomeromycota, Glomeromycetes, Glomerales, Glomeraceae.
UAGAAGUUGCACUUCCAGUUACUUUGUCAUCUAAGACAGCUGAAAUAUCUAAAGUAAUCGAUCCCAAACCUGAAUUCAUAGUUGCAGAACCUGAACCUGAUUCAUUUAUAAUCAAUAAGUCUAUCAAAUCUGAAAGUAAUAAUUUUAUGAAACUUAUAGUUGAAAAAAAUGGUAGACAAUAG